GAUGGUCGAUGGCUGUGCGAGGCUGUACCGUGCUGAACGGAUUUUAAGCAUACUUGGUUGUGUGAUAUAAUAAAUCAUUAUUUAGAUUUGAAAUGGAUACGUUAGAAGAUAUGACUGGUUCUCGUGAAGAACAACUGAGAGAGCUGAAAAGUUUCACCGACGUAGUCAAUAAACAAAUUGCUGAUAUCGUUGGCUCCUUAGGUUGGACAGUGGAGAGUGUGACAAAUGUGGACAAGGAGUACAUCACAUGUCCAUAUAACCCCUCACACCGGUUAAUGGAAAAAUCUCUCAAUGACCAUCUUACCUCUUGUCAAUGGAAAACUGCAGGUUAUAGGGAAACAGAUUUACCAUUGUCUAUGCAAACGUUGCCGGUAGAUUCACCAUUUUCUGUAAAAUUUGACAAACAACUACAAAAUAAAAUUCUAAAGGAGGCCAAAGAACAGGACCCAACAAUGCAAAUCGGUACGGGUGAGCGGUUAAUACCGCAUACGUCUGAUAGACUUCUGUCAGAUUUCACCAGAGACGAAAGAAGAGUACUUUAUGACUAUGUCGUCGCUAAUACUGCAAAACCAGAUAUCGGACAGGAUAUUACGGACAUUAACAAUCUGAAACCACAAGAGAAGGAAGACAAGGAAAUGACAUUCUUAGAAGUGUUGGUACAAGAACGUAACUUAAAGAGGCGUAGAGCUAAACAUAAAGGUGUUCAUACAAAUAAAAAGUCUCACGUCGAAAUACUCAGAGAAGUGAUAAAUCAGCAAAUGGAGAUAUACACAGAAUAUAUUUCCGGACAAACUAAUCCUCAAGAUACAACGGACAUGCAGAAUAUUAAAAUGGAUGACUCGAAUUAUGAAACGACACAAGAUAGAACAGAUUACUUGUAUAAAGUGUUUCAUGAUUCACCGCAAAAUCAUGGUGAUCCUAGUUCGAGCGAGAGAAACGGACACCGCUAUAGCAGAAGAGAUGAUUCAAAAAGAGAGCGUUCGGAGAGAAAAGAUCAUCAUCGAUCAAGGGAUCGAGACAGGCACGAAAAAUAUGCAGAUGAAUACAGUGAAACGUACAGGAAAUACAGACACCAUGAACAUAAAGAGUCAUCCCAUUGGAAAGAUCGAAAAUCACAUAAAAAGGAUAAGCAUCGGAGCAAAGAUAGGCACAAAGACAAAGACAGCAAAAAGAAACAUAAAUCUCGAGAUCGUGAGAGAUCAGCCGAGAGACAUUAUACGAAACACAGUGAUUAUAAGCGACAUGAGAAGAAUAAAAAAUAUUGAUCACACAAGGAUCGCAUACAAUACAUAUGUUUUCUCCACACACAGACUCGUAAAUCAAGUGCAAAUAAAAUAUCAAUGCUCUAGAAUUUAUUUAAAGAGUUAAUG
Messenger RNA from Dinoponera quadriceps, 1370 nucleotides. Its product is annotated as U11/U12 small nuclear ribonucleoprotein 48 kDa protein-like. The transcript has 5 exons. Bases 93 to 1265 code for a protein of 390 amino acids. NCBI's taxonomy places the organism in Eukaryota, Metazoa, Arthropoda, Insecta, Hymenoptera, Formicidae. The record is from RefSeq and is a predicted model, not a curated record.